Notothenia coriiceps (black rockcod) is the source of this 1810-nucleotide messenger RNA. Its product is annotated as rootletin-like. Lineage: Eukaryota; Metazoa; Chordata; Actinopteri; Perciformes; Nototheniidae. Bases 1 to 573 code for a protein of 190 amino acids. The record is from RefSeq and is a predicted model, not a curated record. The transcript is spliced from 4 exons.
AUGAAUGUGUACCAGAGCCUGAAGCAACAGCAGGGAGCCGAGCUGCAGGCCCUGGGGGGCUCCCAGCAGCUUCAGCGAGACAAGCAGGAACUCCAGGACAAGGUCACCUAUCUGCAGAGUUCUUUGCAAAAGCUACAGAGUGAGAGAGCAGAGAUGGAAAGGGUGCUAACGCGCCUUGGUAAAGACAAGUCGGGGCUCAGAAAGACUCUGGAGAAGGUGGAGAUGGAGAGGCUGAGGGUGGAGGAGGAGGCGGCGUCUGCUGCCAGAGAGAAGGAGCAGCUGGGACAGGAGCUGGCUGAGAGGCAGGAGGAGGUGCAGACAUUGCAGGCUCAAAUGUCCCAGUCGGAGCACUCUUAUGCACAGCACCUCCUGGAGGUGACUGCCCGCCAUCACCAGGAGUUAGAUUUGGAGACGGAUCGUCUGAGAGACACUCAGCUUCAAGUAGAGCAGGCCUUGGAGAGCAGGGAGAAGGCUCAUCGCCAGAGGGUGAAAUGCUUAGAGGAACAGGUGAUGACUCUCAAAGAACAGCUAGAUCAUGAGACAAGGAGACAAGAAGACGAAAGGCUUAUUUGAAUCAGAUGAUGCAGCCCGGUGUGUAGGCAGAGCCUGCAGUGAAGUAUGUAGCACCUCUGGCUUCCUCAUUCACUGCUCCUCUGGCAGCUUCCCAACAACAGUAUGUUACAAGCUACGUCCACACUUGGAAACACACGCGCAUACAAACACUCUCCGAAGGCGUUCGGUCCCACCCAUGCACAUGUGCACUGCGGAUUACAUUAAUCUGCAGGCAAACUCAACAACAACAAACAAUGAAUGUUUUGUUCAGAAGUGGACUGGAUGUGCCAAAUUGUUUUAAGGAUUUCCUCUGGCUUGGUGCGGUUGGGGUUUCUAAGUCUGUUUAUGCUGUGUCAUUUUUUUUAGGAAACAACGUGAUAAAAAGUAUCCUUAGUUGCUGCUUCAUACUCUGAUGAUUAUUCCUAUACUAUAUUUUCAGAAUCAGAAUACCUUUAUUAGUCCCACAGAGGGGAGAUUUACGAAAUAUGUUGAAACACUGUUUGUGUAUUCUAAUGAGAAUAUAGAUUCAAAUAUUAACAAUGUUUGUUUGCAUAUUCCCCUGCUUUGAGUUAGUCUUUCAGGCAAAGAUUAUAUGGUGUUAACUAAUUUAUUUGAUUAUAUGUUCAUGUAUUUGACUCAACCAAUGAUAAUGUGCCAAAGCUGUGAUUGAGUGUGUGAGAACACAGUUAUACAAUAUAUUUUCAGAAAGGUUUUGAUAAUCAAUUAUGUUUUUCUUCUGGCCACACAACUUGUUUUGGAAAAAGUUUUCUGUGAACUUUGGGAAGGACAGCACUGCCCUUUCAUGGCAUGUGAGUUCUGGCUUUGGUUCGCACCAUUAAAAGAUUUUGUGGAUUUAGUGUUGUUGGUGCGAGAAUGACCUUCGCUCUCUGUCUCCACUGCUGUCCCUAGUGUUUUCUUCCAAAGAUCGUUGCAGGACUUUGUGAAGAUCAUCGUUCCUUCAAAGUUGCUUGCGAUAUGUCUGUAAUCAUUCUCCAAUCCAAAAAUUCUUUAAAUAAUGCUUUAUUUUCUGUGAUAAUAAGAAAAAUUUAAUAUAUUCGUGUGUUUUUGUGUAUUCAUUCACAAAUGGAUUUACUGUAUGUAAAUAUGUAUGUUUCUUUGGAGCCAAGCUACUUCUUUCGACUCUUUCUUUCUUUUCAGUUCUUACAUUUGUCAGGGUUUGAGUUUUGUUGUGUCUAGUUGUGGGGUUAUUUUUGCUGUUCUGUUCUCCCUGUCAUGUUUUCCUCCUUGUGUCUUGUCU